UACUUUCAUAAGUUGCAGCAUUCCGUCAAGGUGCAAAUCGGAAUUUCCCGGAAGGGUAGUAGUAGGAAUUACUAUGCCUCCGAAGAGUAAGGGCAAGAAUAAAAGUUCAGAUAAAACGAAGAAGGAUGACACGAAUUCACGGGGGAGAAUCUCCGAGGGGCCGCUGACUGAAGUUGAUAGAGAGUAUUACCGGGCGCAGAUAGCAGACUUGGAGCGCCGGCUGCAGAAGUACCAGCACAAAUGCGAUGAAUUGGAGGUGAAGCAGAGGGACUUCCACAUCCAGUACAAUGAUUUGGAGAAAGAGAAGGAGGACAUCGUACACUACCUGAAACGCUCUUGUGCCCAGAAAGAGAAGGAGCUGUUAGAGCUUUCCGAGGAACUUGCAGAACUCCAGAAUACCAAGGAUGCAGAAAGGGGCUCCUUUGAGAGGCAGCUGGCCCAGCUCCGACAAGAGUUCCAGCAGAGCAAGGACCAGCUUAGUUCAGAGAACACAGUCCUAGCUGGCAAGCUGGCUGCUCUGGAGGAGUUUCAGCUGCAGAAAGAGGAGCUGAUGGGGAACCUUUCGGCCAUGAAGGUGCAGCUGGAGGAACAGAAGGAGGAACACAGGAAUGUCAUCUACAACCUGGAGAAGAAGGCAGUGCUGGACAAUGACAGGUUGAAAAAGGAGAUGCAUGAGCAUGUCACUUCUGUGGCGGCGGAGUUCCGGCGCGUCUCAGACAGGAAGAUGCCAUUGACAACCAUGAGGGCCAUCAAAGAGAAUGUGUCUCUGACAGCGCAGCUGCGGAAUCUAUCCGAGAAGAGCCAGAAGCUGAUGGAGGAGAACCAGGCCCUGAGAGAGAAGGAGAAGACACUCAGGCGGGAGCUGGAGGUGUUGGAGCCUUUGCUAAAGAAGAUGACCUUCAAGAGUGUCUGCAACCAGAAGGUGAUUCAGCAGCUGAUUGAGAAGUGUAAGCAGCAACAGACGGAAUUAAAGGAGCAUGAGAAGAGUGAGAAACAGCGCCUCCAACUGCAGGAGGACCACAGUGCAUUACAGCAGGAUCUCAGUAACCUUAGGGAGGAGCUGGCCACUGUGCACGAGGAGUCCCAGCGGAAACGUGCUGAGGCGGACAGGCUGAGGAAGGGGCUGGAGGAGGAGAAGGUGCUCAGAGGCCAGUGGGAGACAGUGCUGGAGGAAACUGCCAGAGCUCUGAAACAGGAAGUGCCAGAGGAGGGAGACUCUGCGGAGGAGGCCCUGGGUCACCACACUCAGAUGAUGCACAGACUUCUGGCUGUACUUGAGAGCACUGGCCUGGCGGGGGAGGAAUCUACCCUGGCGGUCUUACUGAGAGAAACAGUGACCCUCCAUCAGCACAAGACCUGGAUGAGCUGACACAGGCGGCCUGAGGAAAUCAGAAGGGUACCAUCGCCCCAGCUCUCCGAAAGAUCAGCUGUCACUGAUAAACGCCGCACCGCACACGAGGACAGUCAUUCGUAUGAGAUAACCGCAGAUUCACAAGCAUGAAAGCGGGCAAAGUUGCAAAGUUGUCAAAGCAUUUUAAAGGUGUAGAAGAAAAUAGUUAAUGUUUCAAUCAAUUGCACAUUGAUCUUUAGUUUGCUUUAUGUAGAAAUAACCAGCUUUGUGUAUAAACAACCUGGGGGGGGGGUCAUGCCCUCUUGUUCAUUACCGCUUAAGGCUAAUUCAUACUUCUACGGGGAAUCUACGCCGUAGGCAGCUGUGUACCCUACACUGUAGCCUGAGGCCUGUAGCUCGGGGGGGGGGGAGGCUACUAAGGGCGCAGAUUCUACUCAGAGGUACAAAUCAGCCUUUAGACCCAAGCAGGUAAUUUAAAACUAAGUGGUGCAUCACAGAGGUCAGGAAAUCCCGAGGACAUCACAGUUAAGGAAAGAAGAGAAAGUAAUUUCACUCACCUACAGUCAACAAGGUCUGCAAACUGCAGGAUUAGAAUAAUUAAGCGAUUAAAUGUGCUCAGACUGUGA
Molecule: messenger RNA, 1977 nt
Organism: Paramormyrops kingsleyae
Lineage: Eukaryota; Metazoa; Chordata; Actinopteri; Osteoglossiformes; Mormyridae
Gene: cfap157
Product: cilia and flagella associated protein 157
Biological process (GO): sperm axoneme assembly
Cellular component (GO): ciliary basal body; cilium
Molecular function (GO): microtubule binding
Source: RefSeq, a predicted model, not a curated record